Archocentrus centrarchus (flier cichlid) is the source of this 3193-nucleotide messenger RNA. RefSeq names its product Rho GTPase activating protein 42b (gene arhgap42b). Gene Ontology annotation, cellular component: cytoplasm. Gene Ontology annotation, biological process: signal transduction. The transcript is spliced from 25 exons. Lineage: Eukaryota; Metazoa; Chordata; Actinopteri; Cichliformes; Cichlidae. Gene Ontology annotation, molecular function: protein binding; GTPase activator activity. The record is from RefSeq and is a predicted model, not a curated record. The coding region runs from base 136 to 2838 and encodes 900 amino acids.
AGAACUGAGCGGAGCAGGAAAAGUUUUUAGGGGGAACUUAGAAGUUGGUAUUACAUCGGAACUACGUGAUGAAAAGUAAAAGCGCUCAUAUGCCGAGUCAGAGAGUUUAAAAGCCAGCGUUGCCGUUGAGGGACAAUGGGACUCCCCACUUUGGAGUUCAGCGACUCUUUCCUGGACAGUCCGGACUUCAGAGAGCGUCUGAAAUGCCAUGAAAUAGAGCUGGAGCGGACAAAUAAAUUCAUCAAAGACCUCAUUAAGGAUGGGAAUAUGCUAAUCACGGCGCUCAAGAAUCUUUCUGCUGCCGUCCAGAAGUUCUCCCAGUCCCUGCAGGAGUUCCAGUUUGAGUGCAUAGGUGAUGCAGAGACAGACGAUGAGGUGAACAUUGCCCAGUCAUUCAAAGAGUUCUCCCAGCUGCUGAACACUGUUGAAGAGGAAAGAAGACGUUUGAUUCAGAAUGCAGACGAUGUUUUGAUUACUCCUUUGGAAAAAUUUCGUAAGGAGCAAAUCGGCGCUGCGAAGGAAGGGAAGAAAAAAUUCGAUAAGGAAACAGAGAAAUACUACUCCACACUUGAGAGACACCUCAACUUGUCAUCCAAAAAGAAGGAGGCAUAUCUGCAGGAGGCUGACACGCAGAUUGAUAAGGAGAGACAACUCUUUUAUGACGCGUCCCUUGAGUAUGUCUUCAAAAUACAAGAAGUGCAAGAAAAGAAGAAAUUUGAGUUUGUUGAGCCACUCCUGGCCUUUCUUCAGGGUUUGUUUACGUUCUACCAUGAAGGAUAUGAGCUGGCUCACGAAUUUGAGCCGUACAAACAGCAGCUCCAGUUCAACCUGCAAAAUACAAGAAACAAUUUUAUGAGCACCAAGCAGGAAGUGGAGAAGCUGAUGAAGAGGAUAAGGUCAGCAGAUCAGGACUAUAAACCCCCCGGCCAGUGGACGAUGGAAGGCUUCUUGUAUGUCCAGGAGAAACGUCCUCUGGGAUGCACUUGGACACGUCACUACUGCACUUACGAGAAAAGCAGCAAGACAUUCACCAUGAGCAACACUGAAAACAAGUCAGCGGGCAAACAGAACGGUCUGGUCCAGAAUCAGCCAGAGGUGUUCAAGCUCAAGUCCUGCAUUCGGAGGAAAACCGACUCCAUUGACAAGCGUUUCUGCUUCGAUAUUGAAGUGGUGGAGAGAAAUGACAUCUGUCGUGGAACUCUUUUCAGGCCGCUUCAGUUUUUCUGUAAAGUCCGGCAUGGCGUUAUGACACUGCAGGCACUGUCAGAGUCCAACAGGAGACUGUGGCUCGAGGCCAUGGAUGGCAGGGAGCCGAUUUACAACCUGCCAGCCAUAUUAAGCAAAAAGGAAGAGACGUAUCUUAAUGAGGCAGGCUUUAACUUCAUAAGGAAAUGCAUUGACCUGGUCGAGAUGAGAGGCAUAAAUACAAUGGGACUGUACAGAAUUGGAGGGGUCAACUCUAAAGUACAGAAGCUGAUGACCACAGUCUUUUCAUCCAAGGCACCUGUGGAUCUGGACCUGGACCCAGACAUGUGGGACAACAAAACUAUCACCAGCGGCCUGAAGAAUUACCUCAGGUGCCUCUCUGAGCCUCUAAUGACUUUCAAGCUCCACAAAGAUUUUAUCAUGGCUGUCAAGUCCGAUGACCAGAACUACAGAGUGUGUGCUGUCCAUGCUUUGGUUCAUAAGCUCCCUGAGAGAAACAAGGAAAUGCUGGAGUUACUAAUAAAGCAUCUUGUCAGAGUUUCUGCACAAAACCAGUCUAACCUGAUGACAGUGUCAAACCUGGGCGUCAUCUUCGGCCCCACAUUGAUGCGGUCACAAGAGGAGACAGUCGCCGCCAUGAUGAACAUCAAGUUCCAGAACAUUGUGGUGGAAAUACUUAUUGAAAAUUUCAACAAGAUCUUCCACCAGCCUCCAGAUCCCAAUGUGCCUCUGCCCCAGCCUCAGAGCCGGCCUGGCUCUCGCAGGAGCAGGGCCAUCUGUCUGUCUACAGGGCCCCGGAAACCCCGGAGCCUCUACACGCCAACACUGUGCCUUGCAGAUGCAGACAGUGACACUUUCAGCAGCAGUCCAGACAGCACCCCCAUGGGGAGCAUGGAGUCUCUGUCUUCCCAUUCCUCUGAGCAAAAUACCUCCUCCAAAACAGCUUCCUCUAGACAGAGGACAUGUCAGGACAAACCACUCCUGGAUCUCCACCGGACACCUUCACAGCUGUCAAAUGGCCCCCAGAGUGCUGUGUUUGUCAGCAGUCCUGAGUCCAGCUCCAGGGAGGACACAGGGCGCACAGAUGGAGAGUCAGAGGAUGCUCUCAGCUUGUCCUCAGUCAGCACAACGCCAAGGCUGUCUCCUGCACCCAAAAAAGCCCCACACUGCCGUACUGACCUCAGGCCAGAGCUGCUGAACCGCUUCACUGCGCCCUCUCUCAGAUCACUUCAUGUCUCCGAAGGCCACAAGAGCUGCUCCGGAUCUGUCCAAAGUUUAACAGCACUGGUGUCCAAGGAGAGUCUAAAGCCUACUGAGCACCCGGUCCUUCCUCCAAAACAAGUGAUCCGCCGCAGGAUGGACACUUCAGUCAGCAACGGCUACCAAAGACCAGGCUCAGUAGUGGCUGCCCGAGCGAUGCUUUUUGAAAACGCCUCCAACCAACAGUCUGCUCCAGUUGGAAGAGAUGCCAAGGCAAUGUAUUCCUGCGAGGCGGAGCACAGCCAUGAGCUCAGCUUCCCACAGGGGGCGCACUUCUCAAACGUCUACCCCUCUGUUGAACCGGGCUGGCUCCAAGCAACAUACGAGGGAAAAACAGGUUUAAUCCCAGAGAAUUAUGUUGUCUUCCUCUAACAGGUGGUAAACUUUGCAUCUUUUCAUGGUAUCCAUGGAAAAAGAAAUACACACAAUGUGGUUAAUUGUUGUCCCUAUUAUUAUACUGAUGCAUAUUAUGCAUUUUUAGCAGACAUCAGGCAGGUCAGUGAUUGCUGAAACAAGUCCAAAUACAGACGUCCCUGUGUGGAGCGACUGUUGUGAAAUGUUUCUGUGCAGAGGCUCAGAAUAAAAGGGUAGGACAUUAUUGUUAGAUGUAAUUAUGUUACCCACCAGCUGCACUGAGAGUCACAUUAUUAACCUACAAAAUCACCAAACAAUCAUAUCCCAUUUCACACAUUUUAUUCUCAGAAAAAUAUCAUCUUUUAACUUCCCA